CAGACAGCUUCUUUCACAAUUAUGGGAUCAGCCACUGGCCAAAACUUUGUACCUUCAACUAUUUGUGCAUUGUGCUCAAUGACUGUGCAGGUCACACAUUGAAGAAUGUUCUUUCUGAAUAUUUUCUGCUGUAGUUUGACUCAGUGGCUCUUGCCUUCAGGUCUUGAAUGGCCUCGGGGAUGGCUAAACCAAGGCCUGUGAAUAAUGCUUCAUAGAUUCUUAUGUUACAGUCAAACUUUGACGUAUCUUUAUCCACGUUCUUUCUACUAUUCUAUCUAUCAAGCGUUCACAUAUUCUUUAUUCAAGCCUAAUCUUUAGCGAAUACUGUAUUUGCAAUGUCAGGAAUAUCCUCAAGUACUACUACAAAUCAAGCGAUGCAGCGGAAUCCCGCUAUUACCCACGACUGCCCACAAUGUCCGAGUCCACAUGUAAACCCACGAGGAUCACGAGUACUUCGGCUUCUUGCGCAGCUUCCUAGCGAACUACACAGCAUAGUGGUGCAGGGGAUGAUCGUUCCCCAGCGACCCUGUUUGGACCACAUAUUCGGCUCCUGUCUGGACUCAUGGGGUUGCCCUAACGGAUCUCACAUGGACCUUCGAGAUCUCAGGGAGGCCAUUGUACCCUGUCCUCGGCUCACAUCUCUUAGUACGUUCUUCUACGACGAGGGCCACAAGCUGUUUUUCGAACACCACAGCUAUCAAUUUCCUGUGAGAGCCACCAGGUCAGACCUGCAAAAAGUGGAUAUAAUCGGCCAGGAGCAUCGAGAUUUUCUCGCAACCCGCCUCCUCAAUUUCGUUGACCGACCAGACUGUGUGGGCCUAGGAUCAAAGACUUUCAAGAUUCAUGGCAAGAAUCGAUUGUUCGGAGAUGUUGAUAGCUACCGCCACCUCAUCCAACAUCUCGUUUUCACGGCAAGCCUUGUAGACGAUUCAAUGAAGUACCGACCCGAUUGGGACUGGCCACUCAAAGUCGACUGGCAGAGACUUCCAAGGCUCAAGACGCUGGUUCUGGACCUACGGUAUUACUCAUUCAGCCCACGGUAUCUGGGCGGCGUACUUACCCAGGAGGAUUAUGACUCGAGGAUCGCGACAGGGGUCAAGGGGAUGCAAAUCUUGAAGUUGAAGCGUCUUGUGAUCUAUGGGGUCUGCAGUGGAGCUUUCCAUAAUGAUCAGUAUCAUCAACGACGGAUGAGGUCAUUGUUUGAGACGGCAUUGGACAUUCGUGGCACUUUAGAGUUCAGAGAUUCUGCUUCGAUAGCAAACUGGUAGGGUCGUGUCAACGUCUUAUGUGAAUCUCAUCGCAGUCUUUAUCACAAAAUCCCAAUAUUCUCGGUAUCAUUGAGUACCCUGCUUCCUUCU
Molecule: messenger RNA, 1358 nt
Organism: Cadophora gregata
Lineage: Eukaryota; Fungi; Ascomycota; Leotiomycetes; Helotiales; Ploettnerulaceae
Exons: 2
Coding region: 336-1268 (310 amino acids)
Source: RefSeq, a predicted model, not a curated record